AUGUCACAGAAGUUUCUACCUUUAUCGAGGAUACAUUCUGUUAAUAAUUUCAAUUUUUUUUUUCAAAAUACCAAAAGAAAUUUACUAUUUAAUCAUAACUUUAUAAGUAAUCAAUUUUUAAAUAAAAAAAGACUAUCCCCUGGCUUGAAACUGUCGAACCUACAUUCAUCUGUUAAAAUCAAUAGUCACAAUUCAGCAUCGGUGAUUGAAAAUGUUGCAUCAAAAGUUUUAACAUGUCAAGAAUCGGAUGAAAAGCUGUCCCAAAGUUUAGGUGAAAACUCAAGAAUUCCAUUCAAGUAUACCCCAAAACCUUCCCCUGCUAUAAAAUCAAGUACCACGAAAGCAAGUCUUAGGGAUGAAAUCAAAUCAUAUGUGAAAUUAACCAAACCAAAUUUGACAAUGCUAGUGACGCUAAGUUGUAUUUGUUCUUAUGCAAUUUCACCAUUGAGUGUAUCACUACAAGAAUUGAUCUUUCUAACAGUUGGAACUACACUAUGUUCUGGUGCUGCAAACGCAAUCAAUAUGGGAAGAGAACCAGAUUUUGAUAGACAAAUGCCUAGAACAGUCGGUCGACCGGUAGUAAGAGGAUUAAUAACUCCCAAUCAAGCAUAUAACUUUGCAGCAAUAAUAGGUUCAAUUGGAUGUACAAUGUUAUGGUUUGGAGUUAACCCUACUGUUUCAUUGUUAGGAUUCUUCAAUAUAAUACUUUAUGCAUGGAUAUAUACAUCAAUGAAAAGAAAAUCAAUAAUAAAUACUUGGUUGGGGGCUAUCGUGGGAGCAAUACCACCUUUAAUGGGGUGGGCUGCAUCUUCAUCUUUGGCACAUCCAGGUGCUUGGUGCUUAGCUGGAUUAUUGUAUGCUUGGCAAUUCCCCCAUUUCAAUGCAUUAUCUCAUAAUAUAGCACAACAAUAUAAACUGGCUGGUUAUGUUAUGACAGCAGCUGAAAAUCCUAAAUUAAAUGCAAGAGUAGCUUUACGUUAUUCAAUUUUAAUGUUUCCAUUAUGUUUUGGAUUAAGUUAUUUCGGUAUUACAGAUUGGGUGUUUCCUUUUGAUUCUGCUAUAGCUAAUGGUUGGUUGACUUAUUUGGCAUUUCAAUUUUGGGAUCAACAACAAAAAAAUUAUAAGUUCGAAAGUGGUCCAACUAAACAAGGUAUAGCACUUGCAGGAAUUCAUGCAAAGAAAUUAUUUUGGUGCUCCGUUUGGCAUUUGCCAGCAGUUUUAAUUCUUGCCAUGUUACAUAAAAAGGAUCAAUGGAAUAGACUAUAUAAUUAUAUCUCGUUUUGA
Messenger RNA from Lodderomyces pseudojiufengensis, 1284 nucleotides. Its product is annotated as protoheme IX farnesyltransferase. The transcript has a single exon. Gene Ontology annotation, molecular function: protoheme IX farnesyltransferase activity. The coding region runs from base 1 to 1284 and encodes 427 amino acids. The record is from RefSeq and is a predicted model, not a curated record. Gene Ontology annotation, cellular component: mitochondrial membrane; mitochondrion. Gene Ontology annotation, biological process: heme biosynthetic process. Lineage: Eukaryota; Fungi; Ascomycota; Pichiomycetes; Serinales; Debaryomycetaceae.